AAAAGAAAUCGCUUCGUGGAUCAACCUUGACCACGUUCCAUUGAUUUUACGCUCCAUCGACUUCUUCAUCUGCGUCAUCGGACGUGGUUCAAGAGUCGUAUUAUUUGGUAAAAUCUUUCAAGCGCUGCCGCACACCUCGUAGUCAUCCGUCCAAGGAUGUCGACCUUCACCUUCGGCAGCACGCCAGCGUCGUCUGGCAGCACAGCACCCUCCUUCGGCGCGACCUCAGGCACAACGGGUGGGCUGUUUGGCUCCGCAACGACUUCGUCCUCGACGCCUCUUUUUGGAGGCACCAGCACCGCCCCGGCUUCGACAGGAAACACCAUUAGUACAAGUUUAUUUGGCAGCACAGCGAACAAUGCAAGUAGCACAUCUAAGCCAACCUUCUCGUUUGGCAGUACGGCGACUUCAGGAUCCGGGGGAACAAGCCUCUUUGGCGGCGCUACUUCUGGUGGAGGGCUCUUUGGUGAGAAGUCUGGAGGUGAGAACAAGCAGCCCACAACAGCUGCGCAGACGCCGGCAUCGAGUGCGCCUUCAACCGGCGGUCUCUUUGGAAGUGGAACAACAUCAUCGGCUUCAGGCUCCUCGUCGUUAUUUACUGGAGCAACGUCUUCUGCUCCUUCUGCAACUCCCGCGGCACCAAAGACAUCAUUGUUCAGCUUUGGUCAGCAAGGAUCGACAACCCCAGCAGCGACUCCACCUACAACGAGUGCACCGACGGCAGGAGGUGGGCUCUUUGGAGGAGCAUCCAGCUCACUAAAUACGACAAAGCCAUUAUUUGGCUCAACAACACCCGCAGCGCCGGCCCCUUCCUCAGGCUCAACGACAAGUCUUUUUGGUGGUAUAGGGCAAUCUACAGGUACCACAAACUUGUUUGGUGCAAAGCCGUCAGCUUCUGCCCCGGCAUCAAGCGCGACGAGUUCUGGAUUAUUUGGCCAACCAGCAAACAGCGCGGCAGCUGGAACACAAUCUACCACGACUGCACCUGCAUCAUCGACUGCCCCUGCUACUUCGUCGCAACCAACGUCAUCCGGCGGUCUGUUUAGCUUUUCUAAACCAGCUGAUCAAUCAAAACCAGCUACUCCUUCAUUGUUUGGCGGCGCUACAAGCAAGCCUGCCACAACUUCUACGACCACAGCUCAGGCACCUGCAUCGAAUGCCCAGUCAACGACAAAAGCAUCGGCCGCCACAUCCGCAGCUACACCCUCUUUAUUUGGCGCUAAACCUCCCGCAACCACAGCACCCUCCAGUGGAUUAUUCAGUGGCCUUGGGUCACAGAGCACGGCCCCUGCAGCCUCAAGUGCUGCAACAACAUCCUCACCGGCAUCUACUUCAACUGCCCCUGCAGCUACAACAUCUGCAUCGGCAGGAGGUCUCUUUAGUGCCUCUGCAAGUACAAGCUCAGCAGCUCCUGCAAGUAGUCUCUUCAGUGCGGCGCCAGCAGCUACCACAACGUCAAGUUCGGCGCCCGGUGCCUCAACCGCAACGGCAGCAGCCGCAGCCGCAGCUCCUUCUGCCGACGCACGGUCUCGCUUGAAAAACAAAUCAAUGGAUGAAAUUCUCACCCGCUGGGCUGCUGAUCUCUCUAAGUAUCAGAAGGAAUUUCAAAAGUCUGCCAAGCAGGUUGCAGCAUGGGACGCCCUGCUGGUCAAAAACACCGAGAAAAUCUCGAAAUUGUACGCAAAGGCGUUUCAAGCGGAGCGUGAUGCAAGCGAGGUUGAGAAACAAAUUCAUGCUGUAGAGAACGAACAAGAUGAAUUGGAGCAAUGGUUAAGCAAAUAUGAGGUUGAAGUCGAGGAUAUGAUUCGCAAGACUGGCGUUGGUAUGGAAAGUGGUGUUGCAGGAGGCGUUGAUGCGGAGAGAGAAAAGGUAUACAAGCUCGCUGAGAGUGUGACACAGCGACUCGAGGAUUUGAACCGCGACUUGGGAGAGGUCAUAAAUGAAGUCAAUAGCGUUAGUGCAAUGGUGGGCAAGAGCACAGGGCCCGAUGACCAGCUGUCGAAUAUCGUUCGCGUGCUCAACUCGCAUCUUCAGCAGCUCUCGGACAUAGAUACGGGAGCACGAGAGUUACAAGAAAAGGUUGAUGCAGCAAAAAGGGAUCGAGCUGGUCUUGGCUCCAGUGCAAAUGGUUGGCACAACGUGGGCAACGAUGCUGCAGAGGACUUUUAUAAGAGCUACUUGGGGAGGAGAUAAGCUUCGAUCGCAAGAACUUCUCUGCAUCUGUAAGAUACACUAGGUGCUUCGACAGGACGCGAAUUGAAAGCAAAAGUAAUAAGCGUGGCGUCAUUGGUGUUUCUGGGUGCACCUCAGAGUCUAGGAAAUGAUGGGUAAAGAGCUAGUGAUGCGUUGCGGUGAGCGCUGUAAAUGCGAUGGGACGAAUUUUUCUCACGCCACGAAGAGUGCUGUGAGCAUGUGUGUCAUUUAACUGUCGGCUAUAUUACAGCUCAUCCAAAAAUGGAGCUUUCAGUAGAAACGAUAUUGAGACAAAA
Messenger RNA from Verruconis gallopava, 2489 nucleotides. RefSeq lists its product as uncharacterized. Gene Ontology annotation, cellular component: nuclear pore; nuclear pore central transport channel. The record is from RefSeq and is a predicted model, not a curated record. The transcript is spliced from 2 exons. Bases 157 to 2193 code for a protein of 678 amino acids. NCBI's taxonomy places the organism in Eukaryota, Fungi, Ascomycota, Dothideomycetes, Venturiales, Sympoventuriaceae. Gene Ontology annotation, molecular function: phospholipid binding; structural constituent of nuclear pore. Gene Ontology annotation, biological process: RNA export from nucleus; protein import into nucleus.